Messenger RNA from Chiloscyllium plagiosum (whitespotted bambooshark), 2440 nucleotides. It is a transcript of the gene trim13, whose product is annotated as tripartite motif containing 13. NCBI's taxonomy places the organism in Eukaryota, Metazoa, Chordata, Chondrichthyes, Orectolobiformes, Hemiscylliidae. The record is from RefSeq and is a predicted model, not a curated record. Gene Ontology annotation, molecular function: zinc ion binding.
UUCCUGGGUAACUAUCCAGGUCAGAAUCCUCCAAAAUCUCAAGAGUUUAACUCAAAGUUGGAGAUCUUCUGGGAUGGUUACAGAUCCUGUGUAAUGUCCAUCAGAAAUUUAAAGUUCGUUUUGUGUUGUAAAUUACUCUACUAUCUACUGAAUAUCCAGCAUUUAUCAUGUUUGCCUUCCCUUAUUAUUCAUUAUCUCCACUGACCCUAAAAGGGCCCACAUUCCCCCUUUUUGAUUUCUUUUCAAAUUGUUUUAUGUAUUUUUUUGCAAUUUGGUGCUUUUUAUAAUUCCUAGCUUUCUGGAAAGUGUGCCUGCAUAGGAAACGAAUACAUUUACAGUAUUAUAAAAUGGUGCUUCCGGUGCAUUUGAACACUUUACUCUGACGCUUGCUCAGUGUAGCCUUCGUGGUGAACAACAAAGCGAUACACUGCUACCUGGCAAACCUAUGGAGAUCUGCUGACAGUUGUUAAGACGACAGAUGCUUUAUUUGGGCAGAUUACGCCAUGCAAAGUGCAUCAAGGUAACAGAACGGAGUGCAGAAUACAGUGUGACAGGUGCAGAGAGAGUGAUCAAACUAACAUUUGAAAGGAAUUUUUUGAAUCUAUGAAAGGAAAUAACUGACAAUGGAACUGUUUGAAGAAGAAUUGACCUGUCCCAUCUGUUGUUGUUUACUUGAAGAUCCACGGGUUCUCCCUUGUUCACACAAUUUCUGUAAGCGAUGUUUAGAAGGCAUCUUGGAAGGAAAUGGGAGAGGUAUGCAUUCCAAAAUCCCUUUUAAAUGUCCAACUUGCCGCAAAGAAACUCCCACCAUGGGAAUUAGCAAUUUGCAAGUGAAUUAUUCACUGAGGGGAAUAAUAGAGAAAUACAACAGGAUUCAGAUCAUACCAAAAGUUCCAAUCUGCAAGAAGCAUAGUGGACAACCACUGAAUAUCUUUUGCUCAACAGACCUUCAAUUAAUCUGUGGAUUUUGUGCUACCAUGGGAGAUCAUGAAGGUCAUUCCUUCUGUGCCAUCAAUGAUGCCUACAAAGAGGAGAGAGAAGCUUUUGAUGGACUUUUCCAAGGCCUUGAAACCUGGUGUUCUGCUGAUGUGCAGUCAUGUCUUGAGAAACUAGAAAAUGACAAGAAAAAGUCCCUGCAAUUAAUAAGCAAGGAUGCAAAAAAGGUCAUGGAAUAUUUUACUAAGUUGCAGCACACACUCGAACAGAAAAAGAAUGAGAUUCUUUCAGAUUUUGAAACCAUGAAGCUGGUGGUAAUGCAGGCCUAUGAUCCAGAAAUAAAUAAAUUGAAGAUGAUUCUUGAAGAACAGAAAAAAGCUUUUGCUUUGGCAGAGACAUUUAAGGAUGUCACUGAUCCAGUCUUAUUUCUACAACAGAUGCAAGAGUUUCGCAGUAAAAUUAAAAUUGUAAAGGAAACCCCAUUGCCUUCCUGCUCUGUAGAGGUGCAUCCUGUAAUGAAAAAUUUCAAUACUAGCCAUUGGGAUAGGGUGAGGCUGAAAGAUGUUGAUAAGGUUACUUUACCUACAGAAACUUACACCUUCAGAUUUAAAACGCCCACUAAAAAGUCAGGUAGAGUCCUUGCAGUUUUUAUUAUUUUCCUCCUGCUUUUUGCAGUGGCAUUCUGUCAUUGUGAGGUAGUACUGAGCCUAGAGAUUUUGAAAAGUCAAGUGAUCGCAUUCACUGACUUGUUGUAUUAUAGUGAGAUUACAGAUGUAUUUUCACGUGCGUGUAGAAGUACUGCUGAAGAGCUGUGGCAGUAUAUAGCAGAAUUUAUGCAAACAUAAAAUGCUGUAACUAGAUUGAAAUAUCACUGCUGAAUCUGCAGUUACACCAUUGACCAAUGUGGAGUUGCAUCUGAGAUCUGUAGGAUCAGAUAUCUGGGACUAAUAUCUUUCACUAACAAGGUACAAUACACCAGAAUGUAAUCAAUAUUUUAAGUAUUUUCACAAAUGAGGAUUUUCAGUUUUAGAUUCAUUUUCGAAUUUACAACAGUUGUGAUUCUAAAUUUCAUUAGAUAGACACAUUUUAGCUGUUUAUAUUGUGCCUAAAUGACUGGAGACUGUUGUAAUUGAAUAGUAGUCUCCCCCAUCAGAUUUAUUUUGUCUUUGCUGUGAUGAUCUGGAAAGGAUCUAAUGAAAUUAAAUGUCUUUGGUGAGUAAUAAUUAUCAAUUUUCUAAACUACCACUUGUAUUGAAUAUUCCAGAUGCAUAUGCUUGCACACAGUGAUGCGUAUCUAUUUCUGUAAAAAGUAGUAUUGCAGCUUUUCUUUCUACUUGUUUCACCGAAAUGAAUGUAAUGUUAUUUUUAUGGUCUGAGUAUUUUUAUGGAUGAGUACAGUUGUGCAUAUUAUUAUAGAAUUGUAAAGUACAUUCCUCAGUAUGGUGCAUAUGCUGACUAAAACUGAUUCUGGAUACUUGUGUUUAAUAAAUGUUUUAAUAAUUUA